GGAACACGGAAGUAACCUCACGAAAGGUGGGAAUGCAGGUGGAGUACUAGCCGACCCUUUGUCUUAUUUAUUCAACCAGACAAGAAGACACUAUACAAAACGAAAGUCAAUAUAAGUCGUAUCUUUGAGACGUUUUGUUCAUCGUUCACAAAGUCAUAUUCGUUGUCAACAGGCGCUCUUAGCUAAGUUUUAUCUUGAAAUAGAAUAGAAAAACAAAAACCCAUCGAGGACGUCUGCCGUCUACCACAUUUCGUCGGCCAUUUUUUUUAGUGUAAGGGAAACAGUGCCGGUGCAGAUGGUGAAAACCAGUCUGUCACAGACGUCAUGGCUUGCAGUGCGAACAAGACACAGUACCAGGCAUCAGACUCCAGCACAAGUCCAACACAAUCCCAGACUGAAGUGGAAAGCAUUGGAGCUGUUGGAAUGGAGCAAAAGCCCCCCGAAUGGUUAAUCCUGGCCUGCCUGGGUAACAGGAUUUUAGCUGCACCACUGUUGUCAGAACUACAAGGAGACGAUUGGAAAGGGAGGUACUCUGUUCAGGAUAAACAAGGCAAAUCUAUACUGUUGUACAAAGCAGACAUCUUCAGACUUGACGAACAACAGCCCGGACGUCAUUUCAUCACAGGAGACGACAUUGACAAGAGCACUAGGAGGCGAGUGAAUGAGGUUUUGCAAUCCAUGUUUCAGCAGAAAAACAGCAACGUGCACGUGGACACCGGAUUUGAAUACUGCAAACAGUAG
This is a messenger RNA of Branchiostoma floridae (Florida lancelet), 741 nucleotides long. RefSeq lists its product as uncharacterized. The transcript is spliced from 3 exons. Lineage: Eukaryota; Metazoa; Chordata; Leptocardii; Amphioxiformes; Branchiostomatidae. The coding region runs from base 325 to 741 and encodes 138 amino acids. The record is from RefSeq and is a predicted model, not a curated record.